Molecule: messenger RNA, 1514 nt
Organism: Acipenser ruthenus (sterlet)
Lineage: Eukaryota; Metazoa; Chordata; Actinopteri; Acipenseriformes; Acipenseridae
Product: CD276 antigen-like
Exons: 2
Coding region: 100-816 (238 amino acids)
Biological process (GO): cell surface receptor signaling pathway; immune response; cellular response to lipopolysaccharide
Cellular component (GO): external side of plasma membrane
Source: RefSeq, a predicted model, not a curated record
GUAUGUAGUCUAUAACUAAGAGUGCUGUGAUGUGUAAUAAUAAUGAUAAACAGACAGACGAGUCUUUGAAUAUUUAGUGACUCCAGUGUGUAACGUGGUAUGAAUUUAAGAUUUCUCUUGUGUGUUGGUACAGAGAUGCAGAUGGAGCGUGCAAAGAGGAUGGACUCUGCAGGAGAAGAAGCGUCCCUGAAUUCACCUGAGCUGCCCUGGAACCAGCUCUAUUUGAAGAGAAGGACCGAGUCCAGGAUCCAGUUAAGGAGGAGAGUGUGCUUCACUGGCCCUGCUGCUGCUGCUGUUACCGGAGUAUUGGCAAUCCUCAUACUGGCUGCUGGCAGGGUCAGCGGCAGUGAUUUAGUGCAUGUCCCGAGCUCAGUGAACUGUACUGAGGGGCAGGACUGUAUCCUGAGCUGCUGUUUCGACUACACAGCUGGAGGCUGGGAUGAGAAGUCAGGUGUGAUCUGGAGACAAGCAGAAACACUCUUCACUGUUCACAGAUACUAUAACAACAGGGUCCAGCUUGCCGAUCAGUUCCAUCAGUAUGUGAACAGGACCAGCCUGUUUGAUUCUGAGCUGCAGCGCGGGAACGCUUCACUGCUGCUGAGGAGAGUCAGGGAGGAAGAUGCUGGAAAAUACGAGUGCUCUGUUAACGCUCCCAGACUGUCCGGGUUGGGCCUGACUGAGGUAGUCGUGGUUCCGGCUCAACCCACAACAGCACCAGAUCAUGUGACAGUCCCGAGCUCUGACUGGAGGGGUUUAGGAGCACUUCUUCCUCUUCUUGCUCUUUGUGUGAUUGCAAGUCUCUGUGUUGGUCUGUGACUCUAUAAAAGACAUGCAAGUCCAGCACAGGCAGUGCCGUUAUCAGACGUGAUCGAGGAGCCCAGUGAAGUUAGACCGCUCCCCUGCACUGCUUAAUUUACCCAGUUUAAUACAAGCUCCCAAAACAAAAUAGUCACUUUAAAUUAGGAUCAGUGAUCAGUGUUGAAGAGAAAUUUUAAAAAUCACAUUGUUUCCUACACAAUUGCACUAUAAUCUGUACUCUCGUUGUCUUUGCACGAUAUCAGAACAAUCCAGCAAAGAGAUACAGUAGUUUAUUCAACAUGACAUUAACCUCUUCAGCUCCAGGAUGCACAUCAAAGGAAAGAGCACUUGCAUUACCAUGCUUUUAAAAUUAACUAUAAAAGCAAUAAGUAUUAGCUUUAUCAAAACAUAUUUUAUUCAUUGUUCAGCCUCAAACUUGUACAUUGAUAAGCAUGAACAAACCAUGGAAAAUGAACCAGUAGAGCAUCUUCAUUGCAAAACAACCACAUGAAAUACUGUUAAUAGGAAAAUAAGGAAUCCGUGUAAAUAUGAAGAAAUAAGUUCAUACUGUGGGCUCACAACACACUCACAAUGCUUAAAUUGGUAAAGACAUAAAUAUUUCCAAGCCUUAAAAAACGUGCAACAAUAUUCACAGUAUAACUCUAUGUAACAGUUUUUUGUUAAUAAAAAUUACAUUUGUCUAUUUUGUAGCAUCA